Molecule: messenger RNA, 1746 nt
Organism: Pollicipes pollicipes
Lineage: Eukaryota; Metazoa; Arthropoda; Thecostraca; Pollicipedomorpha; Pollicipedidae
Exons: 4
Coding region: 597-1337 (246 amino acids)
Molecular function (GO): N-acetyltransferase activity
Source: RefSeq, a predicted model, not a curated record
CGGACAGGCCGCUCAGUCGUGAGACACGCCCCGGCCGGAGGAGAUCGCCCGCCGGUGUCGAGCGCCCCCUGGCGACCCACAUGGCCUGUCAAGUCACCGGCCAGUAAGCACGACAGACGCAAGCUGUUCUGCGCCCGGCGGACGGUGUGUGUGGCAACGAGGCGCCGACGAGCGGGGCGGCGCGGGAGCAGAGCGCAGACGAGCGGGGCGGCGCGGGAGCAGAGCGGACACGAGCGGGGAACGGAGCGCAGACGAGCGAAGAAGCGCGGGAACAGAGCGGGGACGAGAGAAAGAGCGCGGGAACGGAGCGAGGACGAGCGGAGCGGCGCACGGAGAGGAGGAUCGCAGGGCGGGAGCGGCCGGACGGUGGUGUGAGGCGACUCCGGACGCAGUCUGAGGCGGCACCGGACGCAGUCUGAGGCGGCACCGGACGCAGUCUGAGGCGGCACCGGACACAGUCUGAGGCGGCACCGGACGCAGUCUGAGGCGGCACCGGACGCAGUCUGAGGCGGCACCAGACCCGCGGCUAGCGCUGAGCGCAGCAGUGUACCAUCCACCGGCUGAGUGCACACGCCUGCGCGGGUCGUCGUCCCAACAUGUCGGUGCAGUCCGGAAUGUUCCAGCGCCUGUUCCUGAGGCGGCACAGGACUGUGAGCGGCAUGCACGCCUACAACAUCGAGUACGUGCCCUACAGCAAGGACCGCCUGGACGACAUCGUCGAACUGAUGUUGGAUACCUUUUUCACGCACGAGCCGCUGGCGCUCAGCGUGCAGCGAGCACCGGGAUCGGGCCGCGAGGACGUGCUGGACUGGCUGCGUCCGUGCAUCGCCGGCUGGACCCAUGACGUCAUGCUGCUGGCCGUCGACGCCGACGAGGACCGGCUGGUGGGCGCCACGCUCAACAAUGUCAUCACGGCCGAGCACCGCGACACGUGGAGCUGGCCGCGCCACGCCGGCACCGAGUACGCCCGGCUCGUGUUCGACUUCACCGAGGAGCUCGGGCACGGCGUGGACGUGUUUGCACACUUCGGAGCCACGCGCAUUCUGCACCGCUGCAUGACGGCCGUGCAUCCCGACUACCACCAUCAGGGCAUCGCUAAGGAGCUGGUCGAUACCAGUUCGUUCGACCUGGCACGCAAGGACGGCUGCCAGGCCGUGGUGGCCGGCGUCACGCACCGCACCGCCCAGAAGAUCCUGCUCAACCAGGGCUUCGAGGUGCUGCGGGAGCUGCGCUACUGCGAGAGCAAGACGCUCGCCGCCAGCCCGUACUUCGACGAGAACAGGCUGGGCCACCACAAGUCGGCCAAGCUGAUGGGCGUCUCGCUGACGGAGACCUAGCCGCGCCGCCGCCGCCGCCGCCGCCGCCAAGGGCAGGCCAACGUAAACAGCGCGCGAUGGCAGUCGAAUCUGGAGCGUGGCGCGAGACCGGGCGCGCCGCAGCCAGCUCGCGGGGCCGCAGGGGACGGGGGUGCCGCAGCGGCGUCGCCCGAGGCCGGCGCGAGGACGCGGCAGCGGUGGAGCCGACCACGCUGGCGCCGUCGCGGCGGUGCCCACCGACACUCGACGGCGGUAUCCAGCGGUACUCCAAGCGCUCCGUGGCUGUCGCGCUGGUGUUGGAUGUUACGUGUGCCUCCACUUUCCUGGUCGGGAACCUGGCGACCCGUCUGGCUGGGGUGUAUUGUUGUGUGAUGAUUGGUGACCACAUACGUUGACUUAAGGAGGGAAAUCGAAUAAACAUUGGCAUACA